UCGUCUUCGCGAAUCCGGGAUUCGACGGUCGGUAUAUUUUCCAGUUUCGAACCGCUUUACGUUGCCGUCCGGCGCACUUUUUGUUUUUUCCUGGUGCGGUUUUUGAAAUCAUUGUUUUUGCUACGUCCGUUUUUCGUCUACGAUGGGGUGCACGAUAAGUUCGGGCGAGAAGGAGGCGGUGGAGCGAUCGAAGAAAAUCGACAAGUCGCUCCGAGCCGAUGGCGAGAAAGCGGCGAGAGAAGUGAAACUGUUAUUGUUAGGUGCUGGUGAAUCUGGAAAAAGUACUAUUGUAAAACAAAUGAAAAUCAUUCAUGAGACAGGUUAUUCUAAAGAAGAAUGCGAACAGUAUAGACCUGUGGUAUUUAGCAAUACAAUCCAGAGUUUAAUGGCAAUUAUACGAGCAAUGGGAAUUUUGAGAAUUGAUUUUUCAGAUCCUAGUAGAACGGAAAAUGCCCGUCAAUUUUUUUCAUUAGCUAGUGCUACUGAAGAAGGUGAACUGACUCCAGAUUUAGUUAAACUUAUGAAAAGACUAUGGGCAGAUUCUGGUGUGCAAGAAUGUUUUUUGCGCUCGAGAGAAUAUCAACUAAACGAUUCUGCUGCCUAUUAUUUAAAUGCCUUGGAUAGAAUAUCUCUACCUAAUUAUGUACCUACACAACAGGAUGUGUUGCGGACAAGAGUGAAGACAACUGGUAUUAUUGAAACAAAUUUUUCAUUUAAGGGAUUGAAUUUUAAAAUGUUUGACGUUGGAGGUCAAAGAUCAGAGAGAAAAAAGUGGAUUCAUUGUUUUGAAGGUGUUACUGCUAUAAUAUUUUGUGUGGCUCUAUCAGGUUAUGAUUUAGUAUUAGCUGAAGAUGAAGAAAUGAAUAGAAUGAUUGAGUCUAUGAAAUUGUUUGAUUCAAUUUGUAACAGCAAAUGGUUUGUUGAUACAUCAAUCAUAUUAUUCUUAAACAAAAAAGAUUUGUUUGAAGAAAAAAUUCGAAGAAGUCCAUUAAAUUCUUGUUUUCCAGAAUACAUGGGAUCUAAUAAUUAUGAAGAAGCAGCUGCGUAUAUACAAAUGAAAUUUGAAAGUUUAAAUAAAAGAAAAGACCAAAAAGAAAUUUACACUCAUUUUACUUGCGCCACUGACACAAACAAUAUACAAUUCGUUUUUGACGCUGUUACUGAUGUGAUCAUCAAAAAUAAUCUCAAAGAUUGUGGUCUUUUUUAGAAACUGCACCCAGUUGCCAAAAUUAUUAUGACUAUUAAUUAUUUUAUUAAUUAUUUAACUGAUUAUCAUUAUCCUUUUUUUUUCAUAUGACUGAUAAAAUGAUAAAGAUCUUAGCAGUUCUCAUUUGUUGUGCCAAAUAAUUUUACAACUUAAGUAAUCAAUUACUGAACAAAUAUACUUUGAAUAUUUAAUUCUUAAAUUGAAAAUACAUAUUUUUGUAAGACUAAAAAACUAAUUUUUUUUUUACAUUCUAUUAUAAUACAUUACUUUCAUAUGUAAAAUACCUUAAUUUUUAUUUUUAUUUUACUUUGCAUGCCAUAAAACUUUUUUGCAUGUUAUUUUUUUUAACUAUAAUGAUUUACAAAGUACUUGCCUAUAAUUAUAUUUUUGUAUUUUGAAGAUCUUGAAAUUGUUAAUUUUUGUUUUAGUCGCAUGGUGUAACUUUUGUAUUAUAUUUUCAUUAAUACAAAUUAAAAGGAUAUUCAUAUUUUAAUACAAAACAAUAUCAUCUGUAAUAAAAAUUUGUGAUUUUUUUAUGAUGUCAAUUAUUCUCAAUGACUGAUUUAGUGAUAAUUUGGUAAAUCUUUACAUAUUUUUGACUGUUUGAAAGAAAAGAACAAUUUUGUACUUAAUAAUAAUUUUCGCUGUGUUACUUUGUAAAAGUAUACAUUGAAAUAAUGUAAUUUUAAAUAUGGCAGUAUUUUAUUAUUAUUAUUACUAGUUAGUAGUUAUCAUUUGUAUUAAUUUAUUUUUUAUAGGAUAAAACAAAUAAAUGUGUGUGCUUACUUGUUUUUGUAUGCACAUCAUUUUAAUUAA
This is a messenger RNA of Myzus persicae (green peach aphid), 2023 nucleotides long. RefSeq names its product guanine nucleotide-binding protein G(i) subunit alpha (gene Galphai). Gene Ontology annotation, molecular function: GTPase activity; G protein-coupled receptor binding; G-protein beta/gamma-subunit complex binding. Lineage: Eukaryota; Metazoa; Arthropoda; Insecta; Hemiptera; Aphididae. The transcript is spliced from 6 exons. Gene Ontology annotation, cellular component: heterotrimeric G-protein complex. Gene Ontology annotation, biological process: adenylate cyclase-modulating G protein-coupled receptor signaling pathway. Bases 143 to 1207 code for a protein of 354 amino acids. The record is from RefSeq and is a predicted model, not a curated record.